GCUUAUGCUUUGUAUAUAUAGGAACUGUUAUUGUACUUAUAUACGCUUUGGUUAUUGUGAGGUUAUGUUGAAAGUAUACUCGUGCAGUCAUCAUACCUUAUAUAUAUAUGCCUUAUAUACUAUUUGGCAGUCAUGCUAAAAAUAAUUACAAAACGUUAAACACAAUUUUAUUUAGAUAGUACAAUAUGGGAAAGAAAAGAAAUAAAAAUAACGAACACAAGAAAAAAAUUACUUUAGUUUUUGACGAAUCUAAAAGAAAGGACUUUUUAUGUGGAUUUCGCAAAAGAAAACUUGAAAGGAAGAAAAAAGCACAGGAAGAGCUACAAAGAAUGUUAAAAGAGGAAAAGCGACGUAUAAAACAAGAGAAUAAAGAAUCGUACAAAAAGCUUGUUGUAUCUAGUCGUCCAAUACCUGAUAUUGAACAGUUACUUCAAGAAGAAUACGAGGAUGAAGAUGUCAAUGUGAAAAUUGUGGAACUCUCAUCAGAUACACUCCAAAAGAAAGACAUUGUCAUAGGAGAGAACAGGCCGAAAGAAAAAGUUGAUAAAAAGGAAAAAAAAAUAAUGGAAAAGGACCAUAGUAAAGAAAUACCAGGAAUGACUUCAUUGGAACAAGAUGAAGUAGAGGAACCAGAAUUGCAAGAUAAAGAUAAAGGUGAAAAUUUAAAGUCUAAAAAAGAUGUCAAAAAGAUAUUAAAGAAACAGGCUACAAAGAAAUUACAGAAAAGUAAAGUUUUUCAAAUGAAAACUAAGUUAGAUAGAAUACAAAAUAAAAAACUUCAUAAAAAGAAAGAAAAAACAGAACAGAGAAAAGAAAAAUCAAGAAAAAAGAAUCAAACUUAUAAUAUGCCGCGAAAAAAUAUACCUUCAGUACCAUCCGUCGAUAAUGAAGCAGCUACGAAAGAUUCUAAACAAAACACAUCAAUAAAGGCUGAAAAUGCCAAAAAUGUUGAAUCUAAACCUAUUAUUGAUAUAAAUAAAUUUAAAUUUGAGAAAAAACCUCGAGUUAAAAUUGAGUUUGAAAAUGAUUCGCCUACCAAAGAGGAACAAAAAGGAUUAUGGGAGCCUGCUAAUUGGAAAGAGUUCUUAGUAAAUUUAAAGACAAUGCGGGCUAAUAAUGAUGCUCCAGUGGACUCAAUGGGUUGUCAUAUGUGCUUAGAUGAAGAAGCGCCGCCUAAAGUUUUAAGAUACCAAAGUUUAAUAUCCUUGAUGUUGUCAAGUCAAACAAAAGAUCAAGUCACAUUUGCUGCAAUGGAACGUCUACGCAACAGGGGACUCACAGUUGAUAAUGUACUGGCCAUGAGUAAUGAGGAAUUAGGGCAACUUAUUUACCCUGUUGGGUUUUGGAAGACUAAAGUGAAGUAUAUAAAAGAUACAACACAAACUUUAAAAGAACAAUAUGAUGGUGACAUACCAGACUCAGUUGAGAAACUUUGUAAGUUGAGAGGUGUGGGUCCAAAAAUGGCACAUAUUUGUAUGAAGGUUGCAUGGAAUAAAGUUACAGGAAUUGGGGUAGACACACAUGUCCACCGAAUAAGUAAUAGAAUAGGUUGGGUAAAGAAACCGACUGCUACCCCUGAAGAUACCCGCAAAUCAUUGCAGACAUGGCUGCCUUUUGACUUGUGGAGUGAUGUCAACCAUUUAUUGGUUGGGUUUGGACAAACAAUCUGUUUACCUGUAGGACCAAUGUGUCACGAAUGCUUAAACAGGGACAUUUGUCCUUCAAGUGAUAAAGGUAGAAAGUCUCCAAGUAAAAAAUCACCUAACAAGAAAUCACCAAUCAAAAAAUCUCCAACGUUAAAAGAAAUUAAGGAAGAAAAGUUAAAUGAUAAUUUGGACAUAAAAAUAAAAACUGAACCCGAUUCUAAUGAAAAUACAGUUUCUAAAAUUGCAUUAUCUGUUGCUGAUAAUGAGUUAUCAAGUAAUAAUAGUAAAAGUGUUUUAAAAAGAAAAUCACCAAGAGUAGCAACUCAAAAAAUUAAAUCAAAGAAGCGUUAGGAAGAAAAUGGUUUCAAAACACCUGAAAAUCCUUACUUUAAGAAAUUUGCUUUUGUAAGUCCUUAUUAUUAAUUUGUCAAGGAGUCAUACACAAAUAAAAGUACGAAAUUAAUAACAUAA
This is a messenger RNA of Melitaea cinxia (Glanville fritillary), 2117 nucleotides long. RefSeq lists its product as uncharacterized. The coding region runs from base 186 to 1997 and encodes 603 amino acids. The record is from RefSeq and is a predicted model, not a curated record. Gene Ontology annotation, cellular component: nucleus. Gene Ontology annotation, molecular function: 4 iron, 4 sulfur cluster binding; DNA binding; oxidized pyrimidine nucleobase lesion DNA N-glycosylase activity. The transcript has 8 exons. Gene Ontology annotation, biological process: nucleotide-excision repair; base-excision repair; base-excision repair, AP site formation. Lineage: Eukaryota; Metazoa; Arthropoda; Insecta; Lepidoptera; Nymphalidae.